GCUCAGUCGAGAGUUGAACGUCGGUGGGUCAAAGUCGUUAGGGAGUGUGUCGUCGGUAUGCGAUAAGAAUUCAACUUUAAAUAAACUUUCAACCCGCAAAAAGCCUUAAAUUUGAAGAAAAGUGCCUGUGGUCUUAUCUUAUCUCAUUCUAAGUUCCGUCCAUAAAGUGCCUGACGUUUAAGUAGACAAAAUUUAGAGAGAUCGUGACACAAUUUCGAGAGAAGAAAACGAAAGAAACAAAAUUACCUCAGCUGUGCUUUUAAUUUGAUUGGACAAUCAUGACGACGUCAAUUAACAUCUCAGCUUGUUUUGAGAAUCCUCAGAGUGCUUUGAUCUCAGCUUAUCAAAGGAGAAACCUUGAUGCUUUUAAAUAUGCCUUAGAUCAUCUUCAUGCAGAUCCAAAUGCAAUUGAUCCGAGAAGUAACAUGUCGAUCUUUGACAAGAUCUUGAAAACUCCAGAUUCAAAUGACUACAUAAGAUUAUGCAUUGCACAUGGUGCUGAUUUAUACUCGAAAAAUGUCGAUAAUCGUUAUCCACUUCAUGAAGUUGUUGGCUCAUUAUCGCCGAAUAAUCUCAAAACUUUUUUAAACUAUUAUGACCCUCGAAAGAUUAACGUGAAGUAUAAAUAUAAGAAUUGUCUUCAUAUGUUAAUCGAUCUUUUACCAAGUGACAAAUAUGACGAUAUUGCUGAAUGCAUAAAGAUUUUAAUCGAUUAUGAUUGCGAUCCUAAUAUGCCGAAUGAGAAAUCUCGAACACCUUUCUUCAGUCUCUUAAGAGUUCAACCAAAACUUCGUGAUCCAAAUGAUUUGAUUGAUUAUAUUUUGGAGCAUUCGACUGUUGAUUUAUACACUUACAAACAUGAUGAGAUGAAACGAAUGUUUGAGAAACAAAAUCCUCAUCAUUCUCUUCCGGAAAAGGUUGAGAAAAUUGUCGAUGCUGAUUACAUGUUGGGAUUGUUGCGUGCAAGAAAAGAAGCAGAAUUUGAAGUUAAUUUCAAAUUAUUCAAAGAAAUGUCAACAAAAAUGGCAACCAAUGACGAUAAUAAGUUAAACAACUUCGCGGAAGAUUGUGCAAAGUUUCUAUACACGGCAAUUCAGAAUGACUUGGAGGCUGUCGUUGAUUUGCUUAUGAGUGAAGGUGUUGAUGUAAACAAAAGAUCAGUCGAUAUGACUCAUCAAAGACCAGCAGCCUUCCUGGCAUGUUAUUAUGGUCACCACGGGGUAUUAAAAUUGCUUCUUCAAGCUGAUCCAAAACCGGAAACAAUUUUCAAGAAUCGAAAUUUACUUCAUGAAGUUUGCAGUCAUUUUGGAACUGAUCCAAGUUCAACACCAAACAUCGAUCAUCAAAAAUGUUUCGAUCUUGUGUUAGACCAUUGCAAUGUCAAUCAAAUUGAUGAGUCAGGAUGUACGCCACUUCAUUAUGCUGUUCGCUACCGCAAUGAUAAAGCAGCAAAAGCUUUACUUGAAAGAUCAAGUUACAUUGGAACAAGAAACUCUUACGGUGAGACUCCAAUUGAUGACUUGAGUCGAGAAGUUCUUGAAAAUUUCCUUGACAGCCGCAUUACAACAAAUAUCCGUCGAUCUGGAGAUGACGAACAAAAAAUUGCAAUCGACUACCAAUUCUUGAUGUCACCAAAAACAUCUGACGAUGUUGAUGAGUUCCGAUCAGAAAUUUUACCAUUGAAAGUCAUUUCGGAGAAUUCAGAUUUACGUUCAUUGAUUCUCCACCCAGUGCUUUCAAGUUUCUUGUUUCUCAAAUGGAGCAAACUCAGCUUAUUGUUCUACGCAAAUCUUUUACUGUUUUCAACAUUCAUGGUGUCGUUGAUCGUCUUCAUCGUUUUAUGUCAAUCAAUUCCACCUGCAGAUCGUGAUGACAGCGGCGUUUACUGCUUAUUCUUCUAUUUAUCAAUCAUCAGCCUUAUUCUUCUCAUGCUUCGAGAAGUUUUUCAAUGCAUGUUGUCGGUCAAACAUUACUUCAAAAACCCGAUAAAUUUGCUUGAAAUUAUUCUCAUAAUUCUUGGAUGGACGGUGAUUAUUCAGUCGAGUGAAGUUAAUGACGAUGACGACGCAACUCAACGAAUCUUAAGGGCAGUGACAAUUUUAUUCGCUGCAUAUGAAUUCUUGCAGCUUGUUGGGACAUUGCCGAUACUUUCGGUUUCAACUCACAUGGUCAUUCUGAAGAAAGUUGCAGUGACUUUCCUUAAAUCCAUCGCGCUUUACUCGAUUCUUCUUCUAGCUUUUGCUUUAAGCUUCUACACGUUGUUUGGUGGGAAGAACUCAAAUGAAAAAGAAGAUGAAACGACAACAAUUGAACCAAACUCAAGUGCAAUUCCAUCGGGGUGUUGCAAGCAAGAUGAUGACGAUGGAGAAUUUAAUUCUUUCGGAUAUCCUGGAAUUGCAAUCAUCAAAACAUUUGUGAUGUUGACUGGUGAAUUUGAUGCUUCAUCACUUGAUUUGGAUCGUAAUGGCAUUUCUUACUCAAUCAUCUUUCUUCUCUUCGUCUUUUUGAUCACAAUCGUUUUGUUUAAUUUAUUGAAUGCAUUGGCUGUUGACGACACUCACGUGAUCAAAUCUGAGGGACAACUCGUUGAUUUAUGCCAGCGCAUUAACGUUCUCACUGAAUACGAACGAAUAAUUCUGGGACGUUCAGGCUGGCGAUGGGUGAAGUCAAUUAUCAGUAUUUUCCCUUACACAAUUCCUCAAGGAAGAAUCGUCAUUCAUCCAAAUCGAAGGAAUGAAAUCUUGACAAUGAAAUCGCGAUCUUCUUCACAAGAUGUCAGCAUUAAAGUGGAAGAUGGACAAGAACAAGAACUUCAGACAUUGAACAACAACAGUUCCAUUGAAAAGAUUAUUCCAAGUCGUCGACUCACAGAAAAACUCGAAAAGUAUUCAAGAAUGGAUCCGAAAAUCAUGAAACGUAUUCGUUCUGUACUCGAGGAAAGAAAUGAGAAAAGAAAUAAGCAGCAACGUGAAGAGACUUUGUGGGAUCACAUUCGCAGCAUGGAAUUGCAACUCAAAGUUUUAACAGAUUUGAUUAAGAACAGAAAGAAUUAAAAUUCGUUUUUAUUUUAUUUUCCCGAAUUAUUUGGAUUCAUAAACUUUUAUUUU
This is a messenger RNA of Clunio marinus, 3107 nucleotides long. NCBI's taxonomy places the organism in Eukaryota, Metazoa, Arthropoda, Insecta, Diptera, Chironomidae. The record is from the annotation of a GenBank genome assembly.